Fundulus heteroclitus (mummichog) is the source of this 3829-nucleotide messenger RNA. It is a transcript of the gene cnot3a, whose product is annotated as CCR4-NOT transcription complex, subunit 3a. Gene Ontology annotation, cellular component: P-body; CCR4-NOT core complex; nucleus. The record is from RefSeq and is a predicted model, not a curated record. Gene Ontology annotation, biological process: regulation of DNA-templated transcription; regulation of stem cell population maintenance; nuclear-transcribed mRNA poly(A) tail shortening. Lineage: Eukaryota; Metazoa; Chordata; Actinopteri; Cyprinodontiformes; Fundulidae. The transcript is spliced from 18 exons. Bases 207 to 2909 code for a protein of 900 amino acids.
GCCUAAACGUGGAGGUGGGAUUUUAGCUACCGUCCAUCUUCAGCUACAUUACAGUGAGCGAGCCUGUCGAAAAGAAAAUAUAUUUUUGGAAGUAAAGAAGAUUUUCUGGAAUUAGUUUUGGCUUUAUCUGAAAUAAGACAAACGAAAGCCCAUACCCUAGAUCACUGUUGGACAGACGGAAUGUGGAAAUUGUCGUAGUCAGAGCCAUGGCUGAUAAAAGGAAACUACAAGGUGAAAUUGACAGAUGUUUGAAAAAAGUAGCGGAAGGCGUUGAACAGUUUGAGGACAUCUGGCAAAAACUCCACAAUGCAGCUAACGCGAACCAGAAGGAAAAAUAUGAAGCGGACCUCAAGAAAGAGAUUAAAAAGCUACAGCGAUUGAGGGAUCAAAUAAAAACAUGGGUGGCCUCGAACGAGAUCAAAGACAAACGGCAGCUAGUAGAGAACCGAAAACUAAUAGAGACGCAAAUGGAACGGUUCAAAGUGGUGGAACGUGAAACAAAAACAAAAGCCUACUCUAAAGAAGGCUUAGGGCUUGCUCAGAAGGUGGACCCAGCUCAGAGGGAAAAGGAAGAAACGGGACAGUGGCUAACGAAUACGAUAGAUACACUAAAUAUGCAGGUGGAUCAGUUUGAGAGUGAGGUGGAGUCUCUUUCAGUCCAGACGCGAAAGAAGAAGGGCGAUAAAGAGAAGCAAGAUCGUAUUGAGGAACUCAAGCGGUUGAUUGAGAGACACAGGUACCACAUUCGCAUGUUGGAGACGAUUUUACGAAUGCUGGACAAUGACUCAGUACCAGUGGACGCUAUCCAGAAGAUCAAGGACGAUGUUGAGUACUACAUCGAUUCCUGUCAAGACCCGGACUUUGAGGAGAACGAGUUCCUGUAUGACGACUUAGACCUGGAAGACAUCCCUCCGGCUUUAGUUGCCACGUCUCCAUCAGGCAAUGUGGAAGAUGACAUGUAUCUCCACUCUAGCAGCACUCCCACUUCCACUACAUCUUCUUCGCCCAUCCCUCCAUCUCCGGCCACUUGCACUGCUGAGAACUCAGAGGACGAUAAGAAAAGGGGACGGUCGACAGACAGUCAAGUUAGUCAGUCGCCUGUAAAGAACGGCGCCCCGUCCUUGCAAUCUUCCUUCUCUUCUUCCGCCACCUCCGGGUCCUCUUCCUCCUCCUCCCUCUCCAUGGCGAGUGUUGUCGGAGGCCUCCCUGCGGUUCCCCCCAGCAGCAGCCUCAUAGGAAGCUUCAGCAGCGCGGUACAGCAGCAUCAGCAUCAAUCUGCACAGCAGCAGCCGUCGUCUCAGCCGUCGAAUCAGUCGCAGCAACAGCAGCAGCAGCCGCCUCCAACAAAACCCUCGGUCCCCUCAAACAACACCCCCAGCCCACCCAGCAACCAGCUUCUCCCAGCGUCCACUGCUCCCUCGCUUUCCACGCCCAGCACGCCCAGUUCAACGGCUCCCAACUCUCAGGCUGCGUCCGGGCCCGCCCCGGCAUCCGGUCUGGGCCUGGGCUUGGAUUUAAGGAAAGGCGGCAUGAGCGGGACCAGCGGUGCCAACCAGAUGCCGAGCUUAGGCCUGGCCAGCCACACCACUCCUCUAAACACGAUGGCAGGCCUGAUCCCCGGCUCCACCUCUGCGCUUUACGCGCACGCGGCGGCAUCCGGGGGCCUGGGCCUGAGCAGCAACACCCAGUCCAGCAUCUUGCCCGAGAGCAGCACUUCCAUCUCCAGCUCCAGCGGCGUCACCACCAACGGCGCGGGCUCGGGGCUCAGUUUGCUCGGCUCCAGCCCGGCCCACAACUCUCUGACUGACAGUAUUUUGGGUCUGGUCCCGGGGCAGAGCGUGGCCCCCGCUCCGUCGCAGGCGACCCCGAGCUCUGCCGGCUCCGCCCCCGGAGCGGCGGGCAUGAUGGUGGGAAACGGAGGCAGCUCCGGCGUGGUCGGAGUGAACGCUGCUCCCGCCAGGCCGCCGAGCGGACUGAAGCAGAACGGAAGCCCAAGUUACAGCGCCGUAGUGGCAGAGAGUUCCACAGAAUCGGCUCUAAGCACACCAAGCCAGUCACAAAGCAGCCAAACCUCAUCGCUCAGUUCCUCAUCGAGCCAGCCGAUGGACAACGGCCCCAGCUUAAUUAGCUCCAUCACACUGCCGCCGAGCUCGCCCUCCCCCUCCUUCUCAGACAGCACACCGGGCGGAGGGAGUCUCCUCAACGGGCCCCACUCGUACACGCAGGCCUCUGAGGGCCUCAAGGCUCCGGAGCCCCUCAGCUCUCUGAAGGCGAUGGCUGAGAGAGCAGCGCUGGGAUCGGGAUUAGACGAAGAGAUCUCCAACCUGCAUGUAACCGACAGAAGUCUGAACGAUAUCUUCUCGGGUUCGUCGGCAGCGCCCGGCACACCCGCCGCUCCUCAGCCGUCCGUGUCGGAGGUCAGCAUCCCCCCCUCGCUGGGGGUCUGCCCGCUGGGCCCGACCCCUCUCUCCAAAGACCACCUGUACGAGCAGGCGAUGCAGGAGGCCGCGUGGACACACAUGCCGCACCCGUCGGACUCUGAGAGGAUCAGGCAAUACCUGAUGAGGAACCCGUGCCCCACCUUGCCAUACCACCAUCAGGUCCCACCGCACCACUCUGACACCAUCGAGUUCUACCAGAGACUGUCCACAGAAACGCUCUUCUUCAUCUUCUACUACCUGGAGGGCACCAAGGCUCAGUAUCUAUCUGCCAAGGCUCUGAAGAAGCAGUCAUGGAGGUUUCACACCAAGUACAUGAUGUGGUUUCAGAGGCACGAAGAGCCCAAGACGAUCACUGAUGAGUUUGAACAGGGCACUUACAUUUACUUCGACUAUGAGAAAUGGGGCCAGAGGAAAAAGGAGGGGUUCACCUUCGAGUACCGGUACCUGGAGGACAGAGACUUGCAGUGACGCACACAGAGGGACGCAAAAGGACAGAGAGAAAAACAAAAAAACGUGCUGCUGUUGACAUUCCGAGACUGAACUCCAAACUGUGGAUAGAGAUUGUGAUGUGUAGUAGAAACCCUCUCCAGAAACGGAGACCGGCGUCUGUAUAGGCUGCAUCUCAAUGUGAAGCCCUAGCUCCUCGUGUAGUGCUUUUUUUUUUUUUUUUUUUUCUCUUUUUUUUUUUUACUUUUUUUAUUUUUUUUUGGGUUUCUCUUUUUGACAAAAACACCCUGUGGGUCCGAACAAACAUCGCAGCGCUGCACGAGCUGGGACGGCUCUGGAGAUCCGCGUCUGUGCCUGUCUGUGUGCACACUCAGUAUGUGGCAUUAAGAAAAGCCCCCCCUCUCCUCCUCCUCCCCCCCAUGCAUGUUUCUCAUAUAUUUUUUUCUUCUUUUUCCGUUUCAACGAUGAUUCUCUGUACCACCUGCCCAACUUGAGCCUGGAAGCCUUUGACUCGACACAAAAAAGCAAACCUUGGAUUUGAUUGUUAUGGUGCCCAUCUUGUAUUUUCUGUAAUUCGGUGGUUUAGAACGGGGACGUUCAGUGGACAUUUAGUGAUGGUGUGUAGGAAUGGCUUCUUUUAAGACCCUACAAUGCCUGUUGAAUAUGGUCACUAUUGGAAGAUAGUGAGCUCUUAUCAAUAGAUUUAUUGAUAUUGUCUUGGUCGAUUAAAACGUGAUUGAGAGUGACCACAGGGCCUCUCCCUGUGUAAGGGAAAGAGUCCUUAUUGGACAUGGAUUAAAUUGCUAUGCAAUUGAACUGGUCUCUUGACUCUCUUUACAAAUACAAAAAAAAAAAAAAAUGUUUUUAAGUUAACCUCUCAAAGAUAUUAUGGCGCCUUCAUGUUUGUGAUGACGUAAUAAAACAUGUAAAAUAAAUCUUAA